AUGGACUCGAGGCAUCAGCAAAUGGAAGAAGCGACCGCCGCCACGCAGCCCCUGGUGACGCAAAAUGACUUUUCCUCAAUACCCAUCGUCAUCAGCUGGCUGGCGGCUGUUGUAGUCGUGCUCUGCGUGGCGGCCAAGCUCGCCAUGAAGCUGAACAUGGUUCGCAAGCUUGCGCUUGACGAUUCUUGCAUCCUCCUUUCGCUGGCGUUUAGCAUUGGCAUGACGGCCGGCGUCAUAACGGCCUGUCACAACGGUCUGGGAAAGCGUCAGAGCGGACUCUCGGAUCGAGAGCUGCAAAUCUAUCAAAAGGCUGUCUACGCAGCGCGGCUCAUGUAUAUCCUGACGCUGGCCUUUUCGAAAGCCUCGGUGCUGGUUCUCCUCGGGACGAUAUCGUCCAACGCGACGCAUCGGGUCCUAGUCUACGCAACGGGCAUUUUCCUAUCUCUGUGGGCGCUGACUUCUGUCCUUGUCUCGGCCUUUGUCUGCGGCUUGCCUCGGCCGUGGGCGGUAUCAUCGGGGUGUAUUCAACAGUGCGUCAGCAUCGUGUUUGCCUGCGUGCCCUACUUGAAGCAGUUCUUCCUGUCGCUGGAAAGCGGCAUGAUCCGCGUGGACGACGCGCGACGACGCGAGCGGACAAGCUCGACGUGGCGCCGGGGUGCUCGGUCGAGGACGCCCGACAGAAGCAAGGGCUCGACCUUGGAGAGCCGCGAGCUGGCCGAGCUGCAGCCCGCGGCUGGCUCGUGGGCCGGCGUCAACGUCAGCUCGGCUAGGGGAGGACUCGAGGACGGCGACGCCGACAGCAUACGGAGCACGGCCAGGAUCAUUCGGGCGACGAGGACGUUUGAGGUGCAUAGGGAGAAUGUAAAGGACGGUGAUUCUGGGGCAUGA
Messenger RNA from Ustilaginoidea virens, 888 nucleotides. RefSeq lists its product as uncharacterized. The transcript has 4 exons. Bases 1 to 888 code for a protein of 295 amino acids. Lineage: Eukaryota; Fungi; Ascomycota; Sordariomycetes; Hypocreales; Clavicipitaceae. The record is from RefSeq and is a predicted model, not a curated record.